Cryptococcus deneoformans JEC21 is the source of this 993-nucleotide messenger RNA. Its product is annotated as expressed protein. NCBI's taxonomy places the organism in Eukaryota, Fungi, Basidiomycota, Tremellomycetes, Tremellales, Cryptococcaceae. The transcript has 4 exons. The record is from RefSeq and is a predicted model, not a curated record. The coding region runs from base 28 to 945 and encodes 305 amino acids.
CACUAUGCAUGUAUAGUUACGGAAAGCAUGGGAUUUACUCUUCUCCUCCAAUGGUCCUGCACUCCCCCCGCUGGCCGGGCGGUUUCUUUGGCGGAUGUCGUAUGCGCUCGUGUGCUUGAGAGCUACGGACAUAAUCCUCCUUCUCGGCUAGGUCUUCAAGUUCGCACAUAUCGCGCUCAAUUCCCUCUUUCGCCAACCACCGACGAUAACAAUCAAGAUAAUAAUAAUCAAGUUUCGCGCUACCUCACCAUAAUAUCUAACCUAAUGCCUCCAGCACAACCAGGGGAGGCCAAAACAAAUGCUCCCAUCAUCAAAGACGAUACAGCAUACCUGUUCCUCGAUGAUCGCUCUUCAACAGCUACUGGCGGUGAAUCAGAGCAUGUUAACAGGGCUACUGAAACAUCUACUGCUGCCCACUCAUCCGAUCCCAUCCCUCUGCAAAUGGAUGAAGAAGGGAAGCGGUUCCGGUGUGUAGCAGUUAGACCAUCAACAGCGGUUAUCCCAAUGUUGCAAUCAUUACUUAGUCCUUUCGUGAUGGGUUUAACUAAAGCAGCUCGUACCACUGCAUCACAAACAUCCUCCACUCCUGUUCCUACUUCUCUCCCUGGGUCAACCCUUCUGAUGACCGUCCUCACUUUCAAUGCACUUCUCUCUCCGCAACCCCCUGUAAUACUUCGGUUGUAUAUCCUUCCCAAUCAAAGUGCUAGUAGUAUUUUCCUUGAAGGAGAAUAUGCAGGCUCUGUAGAUGGCAAAAGCGAGGAAGAAAUAGAGGGAGAAGUUAAAAAGUAUUUAGAAAGCUGUCUAAUCACCGACUUGCUUGGAGAACGACGAUGGAUAGAUUGCUCAAGAGGACAAGAGAAUUGGAGAGCAUGGGACGAUGCUGAGAGGAACAAGUGUGCAAUGCUUACUCUGGCAAAGACCUUACGUCAAGGCAAUUUUAUUUGACCAUUAGAAUAUUCAUCAGUAGUGAGAGCCAUGCAUAAUUUCUACCAU